Molecule: messenger RNA, 822 nt
Organism: Aspergillus ochraceoroseus IBT 24754
Lineage: Eukaryota; Fungi; Ascomycota; Eurotiomycetes; Eurotiales; Aspergillaceae
Product: ribose-5-phosphate isomerase RKI1
Exons: 2
Coding region: 1-822 (273 amino acids)
Biological process (GO): pentose-phosphate shunt, non-oxidative branch; D-ribose metabolic process
Cellular component (GO): intracellular membrane-bounded organelle
Molecular function (GO): ribose-5-phosphate isomerase activity
Source: RefSeq, a predicted model, not a curated record
AUGGCUAGCAUCGUUGAGGAAGCCAAACGCGCAGCUGGUAAGGCCGCUGUCGACAACCACUAUCCUAAAGAUGCCAAAUAUGUCGGCAUUGGCAGUGGAUCUACCAUCGUGUAUGUUGUCGAAGCGAUCAAGGAUCUAGGAAUCGACACCUCUGUCACCAAGUAUGUCCCUACGGGCUCUCAGUCAAAACAGCUCAUUGUCUCCGCGGGCUUGACGGCUAUUGAUUUCGAUGCUCUCCCGCAAGGCACAGUGCUCGAUAUUGCUUUCGAUGGCGCUGACGAGGUGGAUGACGAGCUCAACUUGAUCAAGGGCGGUGGCGCCUGUCUUUUCCAGGAGAAGAUCGUGGCUCUUCAAGCCAAAGAGUUCAUCUGUGUAGCUGACUCUCGCAAGCUACAGUCACGCCUUCUCUCAAACUGGAAAUAUAUCCCUAUCGAGGUCGCCCCGAUAGCGGCCGCCCGAGUGCUGACCGCGCUCACACUCCUGGGUAGCAUCGAUCCAGCCGUCCGCAUGCAGCCUGAUGCGAAGACCGUUCCCCUCAGGACAGACCAGAAUUUCUACAUCGUUGAUGCGCCAUUCGCGUCUCUCCUCACCAAGGCAGAUGUUCUGAUCGGUCAGGAUGGCAGCGGAAAGGCUGGCGUGUGGGAGGUCGAGGCCCUGUCUCAGGCUAUCAAGCAGAUUCCCGGUGUUCUGGACGUGGGCAUUUUCUCCGGGUUGACCGGUCCUCAGGCUCAGGCUCUUGGCGGAAUUGGUGGCCAAAAGCCUGUUGCUGCUUACUUCGGCAUGCCGGAUGGCUCUGUCUCGGUGAGGAAGGCAGCUCCUUAA